Molecule: messenger RNA, 1707 nt
Organism: Trematomus bernacchii (emerald rockcod)
Lineage: Eukaryota; Metazoa; Chordata; Actinopteri; Perciformes; Nototheniidae
Exons: 8
Coding region: 262-1311 (349 amino acids)
Biological process (GO): response to bacterium
Source: RefSeq, a predicted model, not a curated record
CAGCAGUUUGCAGAGACUUCACUGUCACUGUGUUUGUGAUUCAGCUGCAAGGACUAUACAAAAGGAAGGUGGAAAAAACAGUUACCAUUCCACAUUAAACUUAAAAGACCACAAAACCUCAAAGUGUUGCAAAACAACAUUGUGACAGGAUAUGUAUUUGUUGGGCCCUCCCUACUGUGGCAGUCUGACCCAUCCCCACCAUCACAUAUCCUCACCUUUACUGCAAAACCAACGAAGAUCCCAACAAGAGACAACAUCAAGAUGAUCCUUUUAUGGAUUACACUGCUUCUUCUCCAUCAAGGAUAUGGACUGAUUCCAGUGACCAUAGUUCAACUUGGUGAAUCUGCAACCUUCACAUGCGUUUACCCCAAUUGGGAGCAUAGCAAUACACGAGUCAAGUGGUACAAACAGAGUGUUGGUGAUUCUCUUAAAUUAAUUACUACAUUGUUGAAAGGCACUGAAAUUCCUGCAUUGGAAAAAGGGUUUCCUCACUACCGUUUCAAUGUAAAACAUCUAGUUAACAUGAGCUCUCUGACCAUUUUGAAGACAAUCCAAGAAGACAAGGCAAUGUAUCACUGCGCAGUCACUACCUGGAGCAAGGAUGAAUGGACGAGCACAUAUUUGUCUUUAAAAGGAAACACUCUGAGGGCGACAAACUUUACUGUUGUUCAGUGGCCGACACUAUCCGAUCCAGUUCAUCCAGGAGACUCCGCCACUCUCCAGUGCUCGGUCCUCUCUGACUCUGAGAACAAGAAAUGUCCAGGGGAGCACAGUGUACACUGGUUUGGAGUCAGAUCAGAUAAGUCUUACCCUAACAUCAUCUACACUGAUGGAAAUGAACAAAAUGAGUGUCAGAAGACAUCGGACACUAAGAAGAGUUGUGUUUAUCACCUCUCAAAGAACUUCAGCUCCUCUGAUGCUGGGAUUUACUACUGUGCUGUGGCCACAUGUGGAGAGAUAUUAUUCGGAGACGGAACAAAACUGAACAUUGAAGGAACCGGCUCACGGUCUUUUGGUGAUUUACAGACUGACGAUGUAUUUCUGCUUCUGCCGUCUGUGGUCUCGGCCAUUAGUGUGAUUGUUAUAGCCAUCCUUAUUCACACCAUCAAGAAAAACAAGUGUGAUUAUUGCCAUGACAAGGCUGCGGUGUCCCUGCAAGAAAAUGUUGCAAAAAGAAAUGUAAAGAGAAAUGAAGACCCAUGGAUUUAUUCUACUGUCGUCUUUACCGUCAUGGAAACCAGCAUUGGUGUAACUAGGGAGGGAAGAGCAGCAAAGAGAGAGAGGAUCUACGCUGCUGACAAAGCUUUUUGAACGGAUUAGCUUGUUAGAAGUGGACUCCGCUAGGGCUGACACAUAUUUGUUUUGCUCACAGAUCGGACAGCAAGUGGAUACUGAGAUUUAUCCUGAAUUUGACAAUUGUAUUGCAUUUAAUCGUUUAUUUGGCAGGGACAAUCACAGUAAUGAACACUUAAAACAUUCAAAUGUGUCAAGCGUAACAGUGCCAGAUUUAGCUUUGAGCUAAUUUCCAUCCACAGUCCCUCAUAAAAUAAGCAGACUGCAGCUUGCUUGUUUGAGUUUUAAAGCUAAAAGCUGUUAUACCAUGUGUGAUUUAGCUUGCAUUGAGCCUAUGAUGUUUAUCUGGAAUAUUCUUUUGUUCAUAUGCUUACAUGUAAAAAUACUUGAUUAAAAUAAAAGGGCAUUUUGUUC